GUUGUGUCUAGUCAAAGCACGCCUUCCGCGCAGCCCCUCGACCAUUCCCGAGUCCCAGGUUUUGGCUCACCAGCUCGGUGUUUUCCGACAUAGAAAUAGGUUCAGAUGCGCUCGGCAAAGCUCCGAAGGCCGCUUUGGUUGGGAUUUUUCGCCCUGGCCCUUGGCCGAUGGGCCGUCGGCUUUGUUCCAAGUUCGACACGGCGCUUUCUGCUGUUGGCCGGAGUGUUCACUGGCCAGCCGGCAUUUGCAGAAUCAGGGAUCGACAUCUACUUCGGGCAGGGGUGCUUUUGGCAUGUCCAAAGAGACAUGGUGAAGUUGGAAUCGCAACUCCUGGCUCGGAGCAGCGGGAGCGAGGUCACUUCCGUCGCGGGAUAUGCGGGAGGUCAGUCUCAAGGCAAAAAGCCGGUUUGUUACCACAACCUCGACUACCCGCUGCGGGAUUACUCCAGGUUGGGCCACGCGGAGGCAGUGAAAGUUGCAGAGGUGCCGGAAAGUAAGGUGGCCGCCUUUGCAAAGGCCUACCUGGAUUCUGUAGCAUCCCAGCUACCCGCUGGGCGGCCCGACGUGCAAGACGUGGGUCCUGAGUAUCGGGCGAUGAUUGGGCUGCCUGGGGGCGCCAAGUCCAGCGUCUUCCCCGAAAUCGUCGCGGCCAACGACGGGCGAGUGAAACUCGCAGUGGGACAGGGCAGCGAUCCAGAUACCGCUGACACCCAAGUGGUCUGGGUCUAUGAUUCUGACGCCUUCCCCUUCUACCAGGCCGAAUUGUACCACCAGUUCCACGAUGACAUGGGGACAAAGUACCCUGCAAGCUACAAAGCCCUGAAGGAUGGACUGCUGAAGAAGGGGCGACUUCAAUCCGUCAGCUGCCCGGAGGAGGAGUUUUCCGAAAACCCGGACAUGUCCGACGACCCCAUCAACUUUGGAGCCGCUGGGGAUGAUCCCUUUGACAAAGUCAUCGGGAUCUUUAAGGAUGAGCCGCCGAUGCCAUCCAAAACUGGCAAGACGAAGUUCGAAGACUUGGAUGUCGAAUGAUUCGAAUCCAAAAAGGCG
This is a messenger RNA of Effrenium voratum, 1050 nucleotides long. NCBI's taxonomy places the organism in Eukaryota, Dinophyceae, Suessiales, Symbiodiniaceae. The record is from the annotation of a GenBank genome assembly.